AUUUAUUUUUGAGACAGAGACACAGCAUGAGCAGGGAAGGGGCAGAGAGAGAGGGAGACAUAGAAUGUGAAGCAGGCUCCAGGCUCUGAGCUGUCAGCACAGAGCCCGACGCAGGGCUCGAACUCACAACCUGUGAGAUCAUGACCCGAGCCGAAGUCGGAUGCUUAACCGACUGAGUCACCCAGGUGCCCCUAUUUAUGCCUAUUUGAAUUUGUUACCAUGAACAUGGAUUACUUUUAUAAAUUAAAGGAAAUUAGAAUUGCAAAACACUAGAAGUAGAUUUAAAUAUAAUUUUAUUGUACAAAUAGAAGUCUGUAUGUUUUCCUCUUAUAAAACAAAUCUGUUCCAGGUGCCUGGCUGGCUCAGUCAGUAGAGUAUGCAACUCUUGAUCUUGGGGUCGUGAAUUUGAGCCCCACAUUGGGUGUAGAGCCUACUUAAAAAAAAAAACUGUUUCAUCAACAUUGAGAAUCUCUUUCAUAAAUAACUUUUCUCUCCAAUUACUAUUUUUAUUUAUUCAGGAAACCUGGCUCAGUCAAGUUGCCCCUCAAGUCUAAUACUCAAAAUCUUUCAAAAAUACUAAAGCAGCUUCUCUUAACUUGAAAUAUAAAACUUGAUAUUACUUUUGGUUAAUAGUGAUUAUUAAGAGAAUAUUUAUAGAGUUUGGGGUCUCUUAUGGAAGCAUUAAAUAUGUUUUUACUCCUAUGUUGUUACUCCCUUCAGAUAUUAACUAGAAGUGCUAUGUAUUAAGAAAAUCUCAUUAGCCACUGGGAGAGACAGAAUACCAUUUGUGAAGUUACUGUUUCCUUUCUGUCCUGUUUUAUCCCAUAGGUCUGAUCUAGGCCAGAGUGACCCUGUUCAGGAUCACUUGCUAUUUAAGAAGACUCUCUUGCCAGUCUGGAAGAUGAUUGCCAGUCACAGGUUCAGCAGUCCUUUUCUGAAGCCUGUAUCAGAAAGGCAGGCCCCGGGAUACAAGGAUGUGGUGAAAAGACCCAUGGACUUAACUAGCCUGAAAAGGAAUCUGUCUAAGGGACGGAUUCGUACCAUGGCUCAGUUCCAGAGAGACCUGAUGCUGAUGUUCCAAAAUGCUGUGAUGUACAAUGACUCUGAUCAUCAUGUGUACCAUAUGGCUGUGGAGAUGCAACGAGAAGUCUUGGAGCAGAUUCAGGUGCUGAGUGUUUGGUUAGACAAAAGAAGAGACUUAAAUAGUAUGGAAUGAGAACCAGCCAAGCCUGUGGAUGUUGGAAAACCUCUUUUGUUAACCAGGAACUGCUAUCCUGACCUUUUCUGGAUUUGGGACCUCUUAUUGAUAGUUACAGAAGAUCCCAGUACUUGUUUACCAGUUCUCUGUUGUCUUUUCUAAUAAGAAAAAUGCCUUAAUUCACAACCAAGGAGUCAAAGGUGCCUGUGGACAUAACGUAAAACAGGGAAAGCUGAGAUUUGGGGCUAAGCCAUAAAUGUUGCCGACAGCUUUGUUCCAUAGGCUUGAUUUAGAUGUAACUAAAUUAAACGUCUUAUAACUGCUCUGUAAAUAAAUGUUAUUUCACAAGUUAUAGAUUGCUUUUUAAUGAUUACAGAAUCUUGUAUUAAAGGACAGUAUCUGGUGGAA
This is a messenger RNA of Acinonyx jubatus (cheetah), 1606 nucleotides long. RefSeq names its product bromodomain-containing protein 8-like. The record is from RefSeq and is a predicted model, not a curated record. Gene Ontology annotation, molecular function: protein binding. Lineage: Eukaryota; Metazoa; Chordata; Mammalia; Carnivora; Felidae. The transcript has 4 exons. The coding region runs from base 902 to 1216 and encodes 104 amino acids. Gene Ontology annotation, cellular component: NuA4 histone acetyltransferase complex.